Messenger RNA from Colius striatus (speckled mousebird), 4706 nucleotides. RefSeq names its product aminoadipate-semialdehyde dehydrogenase (gene AASDH). Gene Ontology annotation, molecular function: protein binding. The coding region runs from base 442 to 3825 and encodes 1127 amino acids. The transcript has 15 exons. The record is from RefSeq and is a predicted model, not a curated record. Lineage: Eukaryota; Metazoa; Chordata; Aves; Coliiformes; Coliidae. Gene Ontology annotation, biological process: amino acid activation for nonribosomal peptide biosynthetic process.
GGCCAACGGCCACGGCACCGUCUGGGAGGCCCGCACCACCUUCGCGUGAGGGGGGGCGCGAUAGAAUAUGGGGACAGAGACGAGCGUGGCAGGAGAAUCUUCCCCUUCAGCCCGGCCCCCGGCGUUUGUUUUAGCGGUUUCUCGUGUGUGACGAGCAUCUGGCCGGUAGCUAAGGAGGGCAGGGACAGCUCUGGCGCAUUCCCAGUUCCUCUCACCCUCUGGGAAAAAUGGCGGCGCCCUCCCCGCCCGCAGGCCAGUGUCGGGCUGGGCGCAGCUUGCGGAUGCGAAAGAGCGCGACAGCCAUCGGCCAAUUAAAACGCCACAUUAGGUUGGCGUUGGGCGGGAUUGCCACCAAUCAGACGUGUCGGCCUUCCGUCGAGCCGGGCCGAAGGAGAGUGCUGCUUGGCGCUGCUUCAGGGAGAUGGAAGAUACACAGCUGAGAUGACUCUUCAGGAACUGGUGAAUCGGGCAGCUAGCCUGUACUCUGAUAGAAAAGCGAUUUGGUUUGAUGAAUGUAAUGACAAACCUCCAGCUUUCUACACAUAUGCAACGGUCAUUAAGCUUGCCACAGAAUUAACGGCUUUCCUUCAAAAGCACUGUUGUCAACAAGGAAAAUGUGAAAUAGGUCUUUACUGCUAUCCAGGAAUAAACUUGCCAUCUUGGAUCUUAGGAAUCCUUCAGGUUCCAGCUGCCUAUGCUCCUAUUGAUCCAGAUGCACCACCAAUGUUAACCACUUACUUCAUGAAGAAAAGCAGUCUUCAGUACAUUCUUGUUGAGAACGACAAAAUAAAUAAGUUCCAGACAUCCCAUGUUGGUUAUUUUUGCCACAAUUCUUCCACAAUAGAACAUACUGGUUUAACUCUCUUCCAAAUGAGCUCAAGCAAUGCUGAUUUAAAUUCACAAGUAGACGAUGUGAAAAGAAAAUAUGAACCUUUCAAAGCUAUGGGUAACUUGCAGCCAGGAUAUUCCGUUUGUCCAGAUCAAACCGAAGGAAAAACAUCAGAAGGAGGAUACAUGAACGUUGGCCAGAAAUACUCUUUAGCGUAUGUCUUGCAUACUUCAGGAACCACAGGGAUCCCCAAAAUAGUCAGAGUGCCUCAUAAAUGUAUAGUGCCAAAUAUUCAGCAUCUUAAAUCCCUGUUUCAGAUUACACAGGAUGAUGUGCUAUUCCUGGCUUCUCCUCUAACAUUUGACCCAUCUGUGGUUGAAUUGUUCAUUGCUCUGACGAGCGGAGCCUCCAUUCUUGUAGUACCAAAUGCUGUUAAAAUGAUGCCUGUGGAGCUGUCAGCUGCUCUAUUUCACCGUCACCAUGUGACAGUGUUGCAGGCAACACCAACACUUCUCAGAAGGUUUGGAGCUCACAUUAUUAAAUCAACAGUGUUGUCUGCAAAUACUUCACUUCGUGUCUUAGCCCUUGGUGGUGAAACAUUUCCUGCACUGAGUCUCUUGAAAAGUUGGAAGCACGAGGAGAACAAAACAAAUAUUUUUAAUCUAUAUGGUAUUACUGAAGUGUCAAGCUGGGCCACUUGCUACAAGAUUCCUGAAGAGGUUUUUAGUGCUGAUCUUAGAAGUGAUCUCCCUGUACCUUUGGGAUCACCGCUCCUUGGAACAGAAGUUGAGGUCAGAGAUACCAACGGUUCUGCGAUUCUAGACGGCGAAGGACAAAUAUUUAUAGGUGGUGAAGAACGAAUCUGCUUCCUUGAUGAUGAAAUAACUGUACCCCUGGGCACAAUGAGAGAAACAGGGGAUUUUGUAAGAGUGGAAAAUGCAAAGCUAUUCUUCUUGGGUCGGAAAGACAAUCAGAUUAAACGUCACGGCAAACGUUUUAAUAUCGAGUGUUUGCAGCAGGCUGCUGAAGAUCUUUGUCAGGUAGAAGCUUGUGCAGCAACCUGGUACCAGCAGGAAAAACUUAUCCUGUUUGUUGUACCCAAAGAUGAUUUAGAAGAGAGAGAAACACUCAAAGAACUCCAGAAAUGUCUGCCAGCUUAUGCAGUCCCUGAUGAGCUUGUACUGGUUAAAGCUUUGCCUUUAACAUCACAUGGCAAAGUUGAUAUAUCUGAACUGAACAAGAUUUACCAGAACCACCUAAACUCCAGAAGGCGUGACAGUAAGCUGAGUGGCGCAGAGGAAUUGUGGGAAAGAUUGCAGUAUUUAUGGAAGUCUCUUCUGGGCCUAGAUGAUUCCACCAGAAUUUCUAAAGAUGGAGUAUUUCUGUACAGUGGAGGAGAUUCCUUGAAGGCUCUACGAUUUUGUGAGGAAAUUGAGAUGCUCGUGGGCAAAGCUGUGCCUGGACUCCUUGAAGUUAUUCUCAGCUGCUCCAUUGAAGAGGUUUAUAGACAUAUUCUUAAAAUCCUGUUUCCAGAUGAAGACAAAUUAAUGAAUUAUGACAAUGUUCUGAAAAGAAAAUUAAGUGGGAACGGUGGAGAGGAGUUCUAUGGAAAAUACACUAAACUGACAUCUGAAAGAGAUCUUGAGGUUGCCUCAGGGUUAUAUUCAUUUAUUGCACUGCGCAGAGGAAAUCAUUUUUUUUCUGUGAAUUUCACUGUGUCUUUUAUGCAGCCCAGUAACACAGUACAGGUGGGAGUGGAACUGCUGCAGCAACCAUCUUUUCUGCAUUUCAUGACUGCAGGUGUAAUGAAAAGCCCUGCACAAGGGUAUGAAUUGGAGAACAGAAAUUUAACAGCUGAGAACAAGGCAAAUAAAACUGACUGCUGCUCUGUACAGCAGAUCCAUGCAGAAUGCAGUCACGUAACAACGCCAGAGUUGGCAUUAUGCAUAAGAUGGAAGUCAGACACAAGAAAAUGUGUUGAUGCAUCACCACUGGUUAUAGUACCUUCUAAAGAAGAGGUAUCUGCAGCUGUGUAUGUUGGCUCUCACUCUCAUGCAAUGCAGGCAAUUGAUCUCGAUUUGGGAGAAAUAAAAUGGGAGAAGACCCUUGGAGAUCAUAUUGAGUCCUCUGCCUGCAUAUCCAAGUGUGGAAAUUUCAUUGUUGUUGGUUGUUAUGAUGGCCUAGCCUAUGUGCUUCAAAGCAGUGACGGAGAAAUUUACUGGACUUUUGUCACAGAAGAUGCAGUGAAAAGCUCUGCAGUUUUAGACCCUUCCAGUGGUCUGGUCUACAUAGGAUCACAUGAUCAGCAUGUGUAUGCUUUGGAUAUUUAUAAAAAGGCUUGUGUAUGGAAGUUACAUUGUGAAGGGGGAGCUGUGUUUUCAUCUCCUUGUCUAAGCUCUCUUCCACAUCAUCUUUAUGUUGCUACACUAGGAGGACUACUACUGGCUGUAAACCCAGUGACGGGGAAUAAGAUUUGGAAAAGCUUUCUGGGAAAACCACUCUUCUCCUCUCCUCACUGCAAUGAGAAGUACGUUUAUGUUGGGUGUGUGGAUGGAAACCUAUAUUGUCACACUCAUUCUGGAGAAAAGGUCUGGCAGUUUUCCACCAAUGGACCUGUGUUUUCAUCUCCAUGCAUCUCCAGUUUAACUAAGCAAGAAAUAUUUUUUGGCUCCCAUGAUUGCUUUAUCUACUGUUGUAACAUGGAGGAGGGUAAUUUACUGUGGAAAUUCAAAGCCACCUCAAGUGUAUAUGGGACACCAUUUGUUUUCCAAAGUGAUGAAUUAAAGAACAAAAUUCUUUUGGCAGCAAUAUCUACAGAUGGUAAUGUGUGGAUCCUGAAUGCCAAGAAUGGAAGAGAAGAAGGACGAGAUAAGCUUCCAGGAGAGGUUUUCUCUUCCCCUGUGGUAUGGGGAACAAAGCUUGUUGUUGGCUGUAGAAAUGACUAUGUAUAUUGCCUAGAUUUGCAUAUAACAGGAAAAAAAAUGAACAGCUGUUAGGCUGCCUCCUUUUUAUUGUUUACAUUUCUAAAUUAAGAACUCACAGGUGCUUUCUACCUCUGUACCUUUUUUACUGUAGACAAGAGGUACUCUGCAGACUUCUUGGGUAGCAUUUUGUACCAAGCAGUGUCUAGAGCAGGUAAAGUGAUGUUUGUUGACUUGCUGCACCGAUUGAAAGAGGUUGGUUGCUCAGCAGCCAGUCAGAAGUUCCCCUGUCCCUCCCUCAUUUACCAGCUCCAAUUCAUGAAAGAAUGUCUUACCUGGUUUGAAGGUUGUGCUUUGACCUGGGCAGCAAGAAAACAAAAGUCAACAGUUUGGCUUCAAACACUUGCAAGAUUGGGAGAAACUGUGGUAAGGUGCCAUACUCUGCAGGUUGGGAUAACGUGCUUGUCUCCCUGAGGGAGGAAGGUGUUGGUGUCUGAGUCUGGCCUUACCUGUGCCCCAAGGGUCCUUCCUAAGCCCAUGCCUGACUCUUUGUGCAUCAGAGCAGAGUUUGUCUGGUCUGACAAGGUUUCUGGGCCGUGCCAAGGCAACCCACAUCCUUCUGUGAACUAACUUGGAACUCAGUUUCUGAACAUGGAGCCUGCAUGGCACAUACCUGGUAGUGACUUGGUUACUAUAGCUUGUAUAUAUGGAGUAGGUCAUCUUUUGUGAGCCCAGGCUCUAAACUCUGUUGAAGUUAGUAAGAGUUCUUGUGUUCUAAAGUGGAGAAUAUAUACUUACAUGUGUAUAUUUAUUAAAUCCCAGUGGCAGGCACAGUAUGAGUGCCAAGAUGAGGUGUGGAUUGCUCAAAUAGAACAUUGUCAAAUCACUUUUUAAGAGAUUUGAAUUUAUACUGUCUACAGUGUCUUUACUAUUAAUAAAGGGUUGUGUAAAUUGGU